GCAAGAUAAAAGUGGGCGUUGUACAAAAUACACAACACCUGCAGGGCCAAUCAGCUGUUCUUGAGAAAGAUGGCCGCCUUUGUAAUUCCUCGUGCGGCGAAUUUUGCCAAAUUUCGGCAUGUCACAACUGUAGUUAGUGUUUUUCCCAAUUGCGAGGCUCUAAUUAAAAACCACACAUCAGUUCGGCAUCACAGCCUGUCGGCCUGCAGAUCGCAGAACAAUGUGCUGCGUUCAGCAAUGUCCACUCGUUCGCCGGGCGUGCUCUUGGCGUGGAGGGCGGCCAGCACAACGCCAGACCCAAACACAUUCGUCAAGUACAGCGGCCCUUCGACGCCUCCGCAGUCGGUCCAGGAGAAAGAGAGCUUCGUGUCUGAGGUGACACUAGAAGAUAUUCCAGCUCCUCCUGAAUUGCCAACUGUCGAGCCGGAAUUGCUAAAUGCGCUUGGCGAACCGACUCUCCAGUCGUUGGGCCUGGGUGGAUGGACGCCGCCUGGGAUUCUGCAAAACUGCAUGGAGUUCCUUCACGUAGACUGCGCGCUUCCCUGGUGGGGCGCUAUCAUGACAGGAACUCUGGUUGCGAGGUUAGUGAUGUUCCCGUUGGUGGUGAAGGCGCAACAGAACUCUGCGAAAAUGAACAAUAAUUUGCCGCAGAUGCAGGUCUUACAAAUGAAAAUGUCUGAAGCUAGACAAACCGGCAAUCAACUUGAUGCCGCAAGAUAUGCUCAGGAACUGAUGGUUUUCAUGAGGGAGAAAGAUAUCAGUCCCUUCAAAAACAUGCUGGUACCUCUGGCGCAGGCUCCGAUUUUCAUCUCCUUUUUUGUUGGUCUCAGAAAAAUGGCAAACGCACCAGUUGAGAGUUUCCACACUGGCGGCAUUUUUUGGUUCACAGACCUGACAGUUUGCGAUCCUUACUACAUUUUGCCCGUCAUCACGAGUUUAACUCUGUGGGCCACCAUUGAGGUUGGCACCGACACAGCCAGACUGUCAAGCCAGAACAUGCACUUAAUGAAAUACGUCCUCAGGGCAAUGCCAAUCAUCAUUUUCCCCUUCACAAUGAAUUUCCCAGCUGCUAUUCUUUGUUACUGGAUGUCUUCGAAUUUCAUUUCCUUGGUGCAAGUGGCGUUCUUGAAAAUUCCCUCAGUUAGGGAGUAUUGCAAUAUUGAGAAGCUCAUCACGCACGACCCCAACAGUUUGCCAAGGAAGAAUAAGGGAUUUGUCAAGGGAUUUAAAGAAUCCUGGGACAACAUGAAGGUGACAAAGGAGAUGGAGGAGAGGGCGAGGUUCAACGAUUCGCAGUUCCAGAAAUACGGCGAGGGUCCGAUCCCAAAGACCUACAAGUUCGACCCAACGCGACAGAGGAAUGCAGUUGCCGCGAAGAAGCGAGACAAGUAGAGGGAAAUUUACCAGCUGCAUGGACACUUAAUUACUGUUACUCGCUCGUGAUGCCAUCGGAAGUGAAAGCAUGCUUAUUAUUUUCAUGAAAUCGUGUUGAGUAGAUCAAUAUAAAGACUUACAUCAAAUAAUUGUAAAA
Messenger RNA from Cloeon dipterum, 1531 nucleotides. It is a transcript of the gene OXA1L, whose product is annotated as OXA1L mitochondrial inner membrane protein. The record is from RefSeq and is a predicted model, not a curated record. Bases 70 to 1392 code for a protein of 440 amino acids. The transcript is spliced from 7 exons. Lineage: Eukaryota; Metazoa; Arthropoda; Insecta; Ephemeroptera; Baetidae. Gene Ontology annotation, biological process: protein insertion into mitochondrial inner membrane from matrix. Gene Ontology annotation, molecular function: membrane insertase activity. Gene Ontology annotation, cellular component: mitochondrial inner membrane.